Messenger RNA from Juglans regia (Persian walnut), 2072 nucleotides. Its product is annotated as glutamyl-tRNA(Gln) amidotransferase subunit A, chloroplastic/mitochondrial. NCBI's taxonomy places the organism in Eukaryota, Viridiplantae, Streptophyta, Magnoliopsida, Fagales, Juglandaceae. Gene Ontology annotation, cellular component: glutamyl-tRNA(Gln) amidotransferase complex. The coding region runs from base 63 to 1673 and encodes 536 amino acids. Gene Ontology annotation, biological process: translation. The record is from RefSeq and is a predicted model, not a curated record. Gene Ontology annotation, molecular function: glutaminyl-tRNA synthase (glutamine-hydrolyzing) activity. The transcript is spliced from 10 exons.
GCCACCGCAAAGACAACACAAAACCCUCUCGCUGUCUGUUCCUCACCGUUCUCUCAAAGAAAAUGUUAUCCACACUCCAAUCCCCUCGCUCCCUCUCCCGCUUUCCUUCUCGCUACACACUAUGCACCCUCACUGCCCAAUCCCCUACCUCCACCUCGCCACCACCGCCUCCCCCACACUCUCAAAUACUCUCCAUCCGCCACUCCCUCCUCUCCCGCCGCCUUAGUGCAGCUCAGCUCGCCGAAUCCUACCUCACCCGCCUUCGCCUCACCGAGCCCCAUCUCAAGUCCUUCCUCCACGUCUCCGAAGACGCCGUUUUGCAGCAGGCCCAUCGCCUUGACCAGAUGAUCGCCAGCAGUGAGGAGCUCGGGCCACUCGCCGGAGUGCUCGUCGCCGUCAAGGACAACAUCUGUACGGCGGACAUGCCUUCCACUGGUGGCUCCCGCGUCCUCGAGGGCUAUCUUCCUCCGUUCGAUGCGACGGCGGUCCGGAAAAUCAAGGACUUGGGGGGCAUUGUGGUUGGAAAGACCAAUUUGGACGAGUUUGGCAUGGGGAGCACCACUGAAGCCUCUGCUUUUCAGGUGACUGCAAAUCCAUGGGAUAUAUCUCGGGUUCCGGGAGGAUCAUCGGGAGGCUCAGCUGCGGCUGUUUCUGCCAGGCAGUGUGUAGUGUCACUGGGAAGUGAUACAGGUGGAAGUGUGCGGCUGCCAGCUUCAUUUUGUGGUGUUGUUGGAUUGAAGCCAACAUAUGGACGCGUCUCGAGAUAUGGACUUAUGGCAUAUGCAUCAUCCCUUGAUGUGAUUGGCUGCUUUGGAUCAUCAGUUGCUGAUACUGGAAUUCUUCUUCAUGCGAUUUCUGGCCACGAUAGACUUGAUGCCACCAGUAGUAACAGGGAGGUUCCUGACUUCGCAUCCCGAUUUGAUUCCGUAGAUUUAUUGGAAUCUAAACCAUUGAAGGGAUUGAGGGUUGGUCUGAUCCGGGAAACUCUUGAUGAUGGUGUUGAUAAUGGGGUGAUUUCUGUCAUACGUGGUGCUGCUUCACAUCUCGAGGAAUUAGGAUGCUCUGUGACGGAGAUCUCAUUACCAUCAUUCUCCCUUGGGUUACCUGCCUAUUAUAUUCUUGCAUCAUCUGAAUCAUCUUCCAACUUAUCACGUUAUGAUGGCGUCAGGUAUGGGAACCAAGUUGCUGCUGAUGAGUUAAACUCUCUUUAUGGGGAUUCUCGAGCUAAAGGAUUUGGUCCUGAGGUCAAAAGGAGAAUUUUGACUGGUACAUAUGCCCUUUCGGCUGGUUAUUAUGAUGCGUAUUACAAGCGUGCCCAGCAGGUGAGGACCAUGAUACGGAAAAGCUUCAAGGCUGCACUGGAUGAAAAUGACAUCUUAAUUUCACCUGCUGCUCCAUCUGCUGCUUAUAAGAUUGGAGAGAAAAAGGAUGACCCAUUGGCAAUGUAUGCAGGCGACAUCAUGACUGUCAAUGUUAACUUGGCAGGGCUACCUGCUUUGGUUUUGCCCUGUGGAUUUGUUGAAGGGGGUGCUGCUGGCCUUCCUGUUGGUCUUCAGAUGAUUGGUGCGGGUUUUGAUGAGGAAAAUCUGCUCAAAGUGGGUCAUAUAUUUGAGCAGACUCUUGAAAAUUGCAGAUUUGUCCCUCCACUGAUAGAACAUGAUGACACUCCAUGAUAGCUACCAAUGAUCUUUGAUGAGGAUGUAGAAACCUAAAGCCAAUUUGUAAUGCCAUUUCAUCCAUUUUUGAGUUCAUCAAUUUGCACAGGAAAGCAUGCAGAGCCAGUGCACCUGCCAUACCACUGAUCUAGAAUCAGCUGGAUGUAUAAUUUGUUGGCAUCACCGUUAGUUUGGUAUUUAUUGACUUUCUCAAAUAGGGUUUGAGUUUUUUUCCCCCUCCAUGAAAAGCCAUGAUUCCUUGAUGUACUAUUAAGAUGCAGUUGAAGAGAUGAUUUUAUUUUAUUUUUUAAAAAGGGAAUAUGCAGAGCUAAAUCUACUAGCCCUAGAUGAUAUGUUUGAACACAGAAGUGUUGAUGAAUUGUUGUGGAAUUAUCUGAGAUUAUUUUUAACUGACAA